Molecule: messenger RNA, 861 nt
Organism: Manihot esculenta (cassava)
Lineage: Eukaryota; Viridiplantae; Streptophyta; Magnoliopsida; Malpighiales; Euphorbiaceae
Product: transcriptional regulator SUPERMAN
Exons: 1
Coding region: 1-588 (195 amino acids)
Source: RefSeq, a predicted model, not a curated record
AUGGAGAGAACCUGCUUGGGUAGUGAAGGAGACAAUUCAAGUGGCUUUUUAUGGCCUCAAAGAAACUACACAUGCAGCUUCUGCAAAAGGCAGUUCAACUCAGCUCAAGCUCUUGGAGGUCACAUGAACGUCCACAGGAGAGACAGAGCCAUGUUGAUACAUCUACCUUCAUGGGUUUUUGAUGAAUGUCCAAACCCUAAACCUAAUCUUUCUUCCUCUUCUUCUUUACCUUCACCUCGUAGUACUUCAACUAAGUUGGCGUCGUCAUGCCCUUGUACUCACCAUCCCUUGCUUUCUCCAACGGCCACUUCUUUCUCUUCUUCACCAUCUUACCAGGAGAAGGCUUCCACUGCACUUGAAUGUCCUCAACGCUACUGUUCUACUCCUCUGAGUGAAGCUCUAACGAAGAAGAAGAAGAAAAGGAGCAUUCGAGCGGUGGUUGAGGUUGAAGAAAUCAAGAAGGGUUUUGCACAGAAAUGUGAGCUUGAGGUUUUGAAGAAAAGUGAAGUUAUAAGCUUGGAGUUGGAGAUAGGGUGUAAAGAUCCAAAGGAGGUUUUGGAUUUGGAGCUUCGACUCGGUUGUUUCUAGUUGUUGUACAUUAAUUGAUCUUUGUCUUUGAUUUCAUCGAUAGCUUCUUCUAGUGCUGCAGUCUCAAGCACCAAACCGUAGUUACAGAGAAGAUGCUUUGAGAAGUUACUAAUGAUUAUGGAGUAUCAAAGAUCAAAUUAAGUGAAGAUUAGUGUUUGCAGAGAGUCUCAUAAUGAAGAUUUCUCACUACUCAACCAGCUGAUGAGUACGUACCCUUCUCAAUUAAUUAAUUAAUUCUUGUAUUUCCUUUUGUAAUCUAUCUUCUCUAUAUAU